UGUUUCUUCUCUACAUGGAGUUAGGGUAGUUGCAGAGACACACAGUGAAGGUGGGAGAGAUGAUGCAUAACUUCAACUCUGAUCCCUUUUACCUUACAAGAAGUCAUGAAUUUGAUUGGAAUGGAAAUGAGUCUGCUGGAAAUGGAAUCCAACACGUAGAUUCCGCUGACAUAACUAGUUUAUUCUCGAUGCACAAUGGAAUCAAAGCAAGCAAUGCUUCUGGUAGCUUGCAAUUCGGUGGAAGUUUAGGGCAGUUUGAGAAGUGGGAUGAUCCCAUUGUAGCAGAUCACACUUCAAAUCACAAUGAGCUAGCUGGAGUAGGAUUGAAUAUUGGUGGGGAUUCUAGUGGUCAAUCCAAUGAGAGAUUUCGUAACCAAAAGAAACUCGUGAAACUAGCUCAGAAUCGGGAAGCAGCAAGGAAAAGUCGAAUGAGAAAAAAAGCAUACGUUAAAGAGCUAGAGAUGAGCCAGAAAAGGCUCUUACAACUCGAUCAGGCCCUCGAAAAAGCACGUCACCAGGCUGCCAAGCAGAGGCAUUCGAUAGGGCGUGAUGAUGCGUUCGACAGGGCUCACGCGCGCUGGCUAGGUGAACACGAGAGGCUCAUGGAUGAGCUGAGAUCAUCCUUGCUCUCCGGUGAAGGCGACGACACCACUGUGCAUCUCCUGGUUGAUGCGGCCAUCUCUCACUACGGUGACCUUCACGGGAUCAAGAGCAAGGGCGCUGGAUCCGACAUGUUUCAUAUCCUCUCUGGCACCUGGACAACUCCCGCGGAGAGGUUGCUGAUGUGGCUGGGUGGAUUCCGCUCCUCAGACUUGCUCAAGGUGGUUGAGAAACAGAUGCAGAAUCUCAGCCUUAGUGAGGAGCAGUUGGUAUGCAUAUUUAAUCUGCAGAAGUCGUGCCAGCAGGCAGAGGAUGCGCUCUCUCAGGGGAUGGAAGCUCUGCAGCACUCGCUCACGCUCACACUCUCCUCGUCCUCCCUUGCUCGUCCCUCUUCUGGGGACGUGGUCGACUACGCGAGCCACAUGGCUACUGCAAUGUCGAACGUUCACACCAUUCAGAGUUUCCUUAAUCAGGCUGACCUUCUUAGGCUGCACACAUUGCAACAGUUGCAGCGGAUACUGAGCCCGUGCCAAGCUGCACGGGCUCUCCUUGCAAUCAACGACUACAAGGCGAGGCUCAGAGCUCUGAGCUCCUUGUGGCUAGCGCGCCCCAAGGAAUGAAUCAUCCAUGUUUUGUUUGUUGUGAAUGAAGAUUAGUAAUCCAUUAUUCAACAAGAAUCCGAUUGUAUUGCAAAAUUAUAAACUCAUCUAUGAUUUUCAUAUUAUUGCACUCACA
Molecule: messenger RNA, 1335 nt
Organism: Salvia hispanica
Lineage: Eukaryota; Viridiplantae; Streptophyta; Magnoliopsida; Lamiales; Lamiaceae
Product: transcription factor TGA2-like
Biological process (GO): regulation of DNA-templated transcription; DNA-templated transcription
Molecular function (GO): DNA-binding transcription factor activity; sequence-specific DNA binding
Source: RefSeq, a predicted model, not a curated record